Messenger RNA from Rhizoctonia solani, 1050 nucleotides. RefSeq names its product Fatty acid hydroxylase superfamily. The coding region runs from base 1 to 1050 and encodes 349 amino acids. Gene Ontology annotation, molecular function: iron ion binding; oxidoreductase activity. The record is from RefSeq and is a predicted model, not a curated record. Gene Ontology annotation, biological process: lipid biosynthetic process. NCBI's taxonomy places the organism in Eukaryota, Fungi, Basidiomycota, Agaricomycetes, Cantharellales, Ceratobasidiaceae. The transcript has 7 exons.
AUGGAUAUUGUUCUAGACAUCGUUGACGAGCUUAUUCUCGACCGAGUCUAUGCUGCAGCACUGCCUCUGUCUGUCUUUCUUCCAAAAGUAGCAGCCAACAUUACGGCCUCGGCAGUCCCCCAACCGACCCCUUCGCUGUGGACGUCUGUCAUCAGUACACUGCCUCAUCCACCGGUAACACAAGCGGCCGAUGCCGCAGGCAGAAUCGCAGCCCAUACCAGUGGGCUACCCCCAUGGCUCCUUAGGUUUGCUUCACCAGCAGUUACCGCGUCGGCCUGGCCCCGCGACUACAUACCCCGCCAAUUGCUUUCUCUUUCCCUCAUUACAUUGAUUGGGAUUCAUGUCCUGUACUUCGUCUUUGCCGCAAUGUCCUACUACCUCAUCUUCGACCACAACAUGAUGAAACAUCCCAGAUUUUUAAAGAACCAAGUCAGGUUGGAAAUCGAAUGUGCACUACGCGCAUUUCCUGGCAUGACCUUGCUUACUCUCCCUUGGUUCUUGGGGGAGGUGAGAGGCUACUCGCGACUAUAUGAGGAUCCAGCAGAAUACGGCUACACAUACUUGGUCCUUUCGAUACCAUUCUUCUUCGUAUUUACCGAUUACCUCGUCUAUUGGAUCCAUCGCCUUCUGCACCAUCCCUUGCUUUACAAACGCCUGCACAAGCCCCACCACAAAUGGUUGAUUCCUACCCCCUUCGCUAGCCAUGCGUUCCACCCAGUGGAUGGAUAUGCCCAGUCACUUCCCUAUCAUAUAUUCAUCUUUCUUUUCCCACUCCACCGAUGGGUCUAUCUUGGAUCGUUUGUUGCGGUCAAUUUCUGGAGUAUCUUUAUUCACGACUCGGAUAUGAUCACCGGGAACACCCUCAUCAACAUCAUUAAUGGUCCAGCCCAUCACACACUGCACCACUUGUAUUUCACCUGCAACUACGGUCAGUACUUCACGUGGGCGGAUCGUUGGGGCGGAUCUUACAAGCAUCCGUCUGCCGAGUUCGACCCGAUGAAUGACAUCAAAAUAGUUGAUGCUGCUCUGGCCAAACAUAAAUCAGAUUAA